This is a messenger RNA of Hypoxylon trugodes, 2089 nucleotides long. RefSeq lists its product as uncharacterized. Bases 177 to 1892 code for a protein of 571 amino acids. NCBI's taxonomy places the organism in Eukaryota, Fungi, Ascomycota, Sordariomycetes, Xylariales, Hypoxylaceae. The transcript has a single exon. The record is from RefSeq and is a predicted model, not a curated record.
UGGGCGGCAAUUCUGUUCCUAAAUUUGGUGAGCUGAAGCAAAGGCAAUGCGACCGUGUGUCUGCCUUGAGCAGAGAAGCAGGUAAGACUACGUAACCUGCUAAAAUAAACAGCAACCCCCUUCAAAAUGGUCUUAUUCAUUUAACUCGAACAGCAUCUUCUCUUUAUGAUUACGUUAUGACGGUGGUCAAAUCACAAUGCACCUACCCAUCAGAGACCGUGACUUUUGUUUCGUCGUCUGAUACUCGAGGGACACUAGACAUCGUUUGGAGUUGUCUCAGCAUUUUAUUAAUUUGUACUUGGUCCGUCCUCCACCUAAAUGUCCCCGUACAAACGACGCCUAGGAAGAAAUCCGAGAAAUAUUUCCGAGCAAUAUACCGUACUUCCAACAAAAUUUCUUGGAUGCUUCUAAAUGUAGUCGCUCCUGAAUGGUCGCUGGGAAAAGCAUGGGCCGAUUACCAGGCAGUGUCCAGUGUCGAGGCCGAUUUUGAGGCUUACGGGGAUCGGGAUGGCGUCCCGUGGACACGAACUCACACGUAUCUUGCUAACAUGGGUGGUUUUACUAUCAAAUUUGACGAGCGGACUGCCCCGGUGUUCGAUCCAAUAGAAGCUCCCAGUGAUGGGGAAUUAAAGGGUAAUCCAACAUCGGGUCGGGCGGUUGUAUCUAAAAUUGAGCUUGAAAGGCCAAUUUCAGCACCGAAUCCGUCCCACUCCUUAGAGCAUUUGAGAUGGGAAAGAGAAGACGUCAGGUCGAGUCAACGGCGGUAUUCCUUACCAAUUUCGAAAAAAAACGCUGCGACUGGUGUAGGUGCUAUAGUGAAUAACCAGGGCGAUCGGUCCUCCGGUUUCAUAAACGGGAUCAACCAGCGAGGCCCGACACUGGAUGAAAGUACUGGCUACCGCCAACCACCGCACCGGAUAGGAGUGGUGCACAGGGAGAAUAAUGGGAUCAAUCGAACCGCUGUAUCGGAAGCCAGAAGUAGUACUAAAACAAGCGACUUUGAAGACCCCUGGGAGAAACAUCAGUUCUUAAAGCGGUCCGUAGUUUGGCGAAAUAAUGUCAAGGCGUUGAAUGGGGAUAGAUGGGUUGUCGAUGCGACGCAACUUCUCCUAGCCCGCGAACUCGGAAUUAUCGACAAGCUUCCUUCUAUCCUUGAAGACGACAUUUCCGACCGGAACAAGGGCGAUCUUUUUGUGAAAGUCAUUGCUAUUGGUCAGGUAUUCUGGUUCACACUUCAGCUUAUUACUCGCCUUGCCUGGCGCAUACCUACCACUCAGUUAGAGAUCAUGACCUUGGCGUUUGCCAUUUGUACUGCGAUCACCUACUUUUUACUACUGGACAAACCGAAAGACGUCCAACUUUCGACUGUCAUCCACGCAGCUCGUUAUGCUUCUCCCCAGGAAUUGGCGCGUCUUGCUGUUAUUGGUCCGUAUCAAUACUACUACAAGUGGGUUGACAUCAGCAUUCCAAAUAACGCUGUCCAUGCUAUCCGCAACAUAGACAACCCUUACCAAGGGUUACUCUUUGGGGGGACCUUUUGCAUAGUGUUAUUCGGUGCACUCCACUGCAUAGCAUGGAAUUUCGCAUUCCCGAAUGACAUAGAGAGGCAGCUAUGGCACGCAAGCUCAAUUAUAACUAUCGCGGCGAUACCUGCGGGACGGGCUCUAAUGGAGCUUUAUUUGCUAAUCAACAGUUGGUUAAUGAAAACGUUCGCCGUGUCUAUGGGCACCAAGACUACAUUUGUGGUUGACCUUGUCCUCACCAAUACUACCGGACUUCUGUUUUUCGUCGCUCGUAUGUUUAUUCUUGUCGAAGUCUUUCGGUCUCUGGCAUUCCUACCUCCCCAAGCUUUCGAGACAACCUGGGCAAACGUGUUGCCACAUAUUGGUUAAAAUACAAGCGAUAGAAGACAAAAUUAUACGUUUUGGCCAAUCUAUUAGAUAUAACAUUCUUACCUAGGAGGUAGCUACUAAAUAGAAUUCGGUCAAGCCAUGUAAAGGCCCGCCGUGAUCAACCAGACGAUUGCCUCGCUGAAGUACCGCGACAACCCGCAAAAUUCGAUUCCCUUAGGUUAAUUCGCCGCUAACAG